Messenger RNA from Cololabis saira (Pacific saury), 2457 nucleotides. It is a transcript of the gene abcf3, whose product is annotated as ATP-binding cassette, sub-family F (GCN20), member 3. The transcript has 21 exons. The record is from RefSeq and is a predicted model, not a curated record. Lineage: Eukaryota; Metazoa; Chordata; Actinopteri; Beloniformes; Belonidae. The coding region runs from base 29 to 2164 and encodes 711 amino acids. Gene Ontology annotation, molecular function: ATP hydrolysis activity; ATP binding.
GCUGCGGCGGUGUUCUCGGGCCGGCAUCAUGGCGUCGUACGUGGAGAUCCUGCAGAGCGAGUUUCCGCACAUCGACGCGGAGCUGUUCGACUACAUCACAGGUGUCCUGGACUCCGGCGGCCCCGACUUCGAGGAUGGCGAGGAAGUGUUUGACGCCGUCGGCGGCGUCUUGCAGGACGUUUCAGCCGACACCAAGAACGAGGACGACGUCAGAGACAUCUGUCUCCAGAUGUUCAACACGCUCAAGCUCUCCAACCAUCACGGCUCCCAGAAGCAGGUUCUGCUGGACGCUCCGGUCCAGCUGUCCCAGAUCUCAGCGGAUGCAGUCUCCACCAACACGGACGUGACGGGGAUCUGGAUGAUGAAACGAGCCCAGAACACGAUGGUGGACGCCAAGAAGCUGGAGAAAGCUGAGGCCAAACUGAAGGCCAAACACGAGCGGAGGAACGAGAAGGACUCGCAGAGAAGCACCGGUCCCCUGGUCCUGGAGGAGGCCUCAGCCAGCCAGGCCAGCAGCAAGAAGGACAGCCGGGUGGACCAGUCGGGGAAAAACCGCAGCUACGACAUCCGCAUAGAGAACUUUGACGUUUCCUUCGGAGAGAGGUGUCUGCUGCAGGGGGCGGAGCUCUCGCUGGCCUACGGCCGGCGCUACGGCCUGAUUGGGCGUAACGGGCUGGGGAAGACGACGCUGCUGAAGAUGAUGGCCAGCAGGAACCUGCGGGUGCCGGGUCACAUCUCCAUCCUGCACGUGGAGCAGGAGGUGGCGGGCGACGACACGGCGGCGCUGAGCAGCGUGCUGGAGAGCGACGCCCUGCGGGAGGCGCUGCUGAGCGAGGAGAAGCAGCUGAACCAACGCAUCGCCAACGGAACAGCCGACGGGCUGGAGAGUAUCCGGCUGACGGAGGUUUACGCCAAACUGGAGGAGAUCGAAGCUGAUAAAGCACCUGCCAGGGCCUCCGUCAUCCUGGCCGGUCUGGGAUUCAGUCCCAAGAUGCAACAGCAGGCGACCAGGGAGUUUUCUGGAGGCUGGAGGAUGAGGCUGGCGCUGGCGAGAGCGCUGUUCGCCCGGCCGGACCUGCUGCUGCUGGACGAACCCACCAACAUGUUGGACGUCAGAGCCAUCCUGUGGUUGGAGAACUACCUGCAGACGUGGCAGUCCACCAUCCUGGUCGUGUCCCACGACCGGAACUUCCUGAACGCCGUGGUUACCGACAUCGUGCACCUGCACUCGCAGCGGCUGGACAGUUACCGCGGCGACUACGAGAACUUCCUGAAGACCAAGGAGGACCGGCUGAAGAACCAGCACCGGGAGUACGAGGCCCAGCUGCAGUACCGGCAGCACAUACAGGUCUUCAUCGACCGGUUCCGGUACAACGCCAACAGAGCAGCUCAGGUCCAGAGCAAGUUGAAGCUGCUGGAGAAACUGCCUGAGCUGAAGCCGCUGGAGAAGGAGACGGAGGUGACGCUGAGGUUCACUGAUAACUUUGAGAAGCUCAGUCCUCCCAUCCUGCAGCUGGACGAGGUGGAGUUCUACUACGCCGCCGCGCAGCCGAUCUUCUCUGGACUCAACCUGUCGGCCGACCUGGACUCCCGGAUCUGCAUCGUCGGGGAAAACGGAGCCGGGAAAACCACCGUCCUGAAGCUGCUGAUGGGGGAGCUGACGCCGGUGAACGGAGUCCGGCAGUCCCACAGGAACCUGAAGAUCGGAUACUUCAGUCAGCACCACGUGGACCAGCUGGACCUGAACGUCUGCUCGGUGGAGCUGCUGCUCAACAAGUUCCCCGGCCGGACGGAGGAGGAGUACCGGCACCAGCUGGGCGGCUUCGGCAUCACGGGGGAACUGGCCACCAGACCGGUCGCCAGUCUGUCGGGGGGGCAGAAGAGCCGGGUGGCCUUCGCCCAGAUGACCAUGCCCUGUCCGAACUUCUACAUCCUGGACGAACCGACGAAUCACCUGGACAUGGAGACGAUCGAGGCUCUGGCUAAAGCGCUGAACAAGUUCAGGGGCGGGGUCAUCCUGGUGUCCCACGACGAGCGGCUGAUCCGGUUGGUCUGCAAGGAGCUGUGGGUCUGCGAGGGCGGGAAGGUGCGACGCAUCGACGGCGGCUUCGACGAGUACCGGGACAUCCUGCACGAACAGUUCCGGAAGGAGGGCUACCUGUGAGGCCCCGCCCCCCCGAGCCGGGCCGCCCCCCGGGCCAGGCCACGCCCACACCGCCCCUCCCUCCCCCCCACGAUGACCUCAGCAGCCACCCGGCCGUCAGGAGGACUGUCUCCCUGCUGCCUGGUGAUUGGCUGCCGGCGGUCACCUGGUCCUGGGGGGAGGAGCUAACGGCGGCUAACCGGUCCGUCGUUAGCCGCCGCCGCCGCCGGAGCUUUUACCAGAAUCUGAAGGACCAGAACUGUCAAUCAAACAUUCAUUUACUUUCAGAGACUCAAUAAAAGCAUCAGAUCACC